AUGCUCACCCAGUCUGGAGCCCCAGGUCCGUAUGCCGGCAGCGAUGCACCGAAACUCCGAACGGCCUGCGAGAACUGUCGGCAGUCCAAGGUGAAAUGCAAUUUGUCCGGCAAGAACGUGUGUAUGCGGUGUCUGCGCCAUGGCCUGCAGUGCCUGUACGGCUUUGCCAAUCGAUCCGGCAAACCGAAGGGAAGUAAGAACCGCGCGACGCUACGGAAGUUGGGCCAGUUGCAGGAGGAUAAGCCGCCGAUGCGUGGGUUCCGUGGGACUCGGCCGCCUCGCGUGGUUGAUAGAGAGCCUCUCGCCGGGGGACAUUCAGGGUAUAUAGCCAAUUCAAUGGUGGACAACGACGUUUGCUUGAUUCAUGGUCCACCGGGACUUUGGGAGAGUCCUCAAAGUUUCGGCAGUGCAGCAGUACUGGAGACGCCCAUAUGCCCUUCGCAAUUGGCCGUCGAUGGCUCCCCCUUUGCCGAUCUGAUGGACUCGUGUCCUACUCUACCCGUCGGUUUAGGGUACCCCCAUACGCCAGUGACCCCGACCUUCUUGCCGUCAGACCCUCUAGCAGACGGAUUAGCAAGCCCACCGUUUGGCGAAUCUGUAUCCUCACCUUAUCCAGGCCCGUGCGAAUGUGUAGAUAUGCAGCUGUUCCAUAUGAACCGACUCAAUCAUCUACUCGCCGAAUCCCUACCUCUCAGAUUCGAUCACAGUCUCCAGGCCAUCAAAGCCACCUUCGGUGCAUGCCAUAUAUAUUUGCAGUGUGUCAAAUGCGCGAAAGACAGUGCUAAUUCGUUACUUGUCAUCUCCGUGCUCAAUCUGACUCUGCAACUGUUCGAGUACUGGGUCUCUCGCGAGACGUCUCGGACCCCGAGGGCGGAGCACGACCUUGACAUCAGGUAUGGAUAUUACGAGGUAUGCCAGGAAGAAAGUCGGCAAAUUCACACUUUUCUUCUUCGCGGAUUGCUCCUUCAAUGUCGUGAAGUGUUGUCCAUAAUGACCGCCGCCAUCAAUACAGUCUGUUUUGACGCUCCGAAGCUCGCCGAGUGCGAAGGACCCGAGAAAAUAGCACCCGACGAGGUCAGUCAAUUCUGGGCUUCGUCAGAUCACCUCGGCGCUGCGUUGUCUGACCUGUACCCGGACAUGGUGGGCAACGGCCCGGCAAACAACUGUCUCUUACCCAUCAUCGCAGACUAUGAAGCUACCGUGGAGGCAUUCCUGCUCACCGUCUCAUCCAACGAAUGUAUCUGCAGAUCGAAAUGCAGUUCACAAGACGAUACUACUUGA
Molecule: messenger RNA, 1281 nt
Organism: Penicillium cinerascens
Lineage: Eukaryota; Fungi; Ascomycota; Eurotiomycetes; Eurotiales; Aspergillaceae
Product: Zn(II)2Cys6 transcription factor domain-containing protein
Exons: 2
Coding region: 1-1281 (426 amino acids)
Biological process (GO): regulation of DNA-templated transcription
Molecular function (GO): zinc ion binding; DNA-binding transcription factor activity, RNA polymerase II-specific
Source: RefSeq, a predicted model, not a curated record